Molecule: messenger RNA, 960 nt
Organism: Glarea lozoyensis ATCC 20868
Lineage: Eukaryota; Fungi; Ascomycota; Leotiomycetes; Helotiales; Helotiaceae
Exons: 1
Coding region: 1-960 (319 amino acids)
Source: RefSeq, a predicted model, not a curated record
AUGGCGUCAUCCACCCUCAGCUCCCCGUUAUCGAAUAUCGAGCGACUCCCGGACGAGCUACUUCUCAGAGUCUUUGACCUGAUUUACAUAGAAUCAACCACGUCCAAAAAAGACAGCGAUCGAUACAGAUGUGGCUCCAGGACCCUUCUCAGCCUCGCCUUAUGCUCUCGUCGCCUAUAUGCUGUAACUCUACCAGCGGUCUACCGCUACAUGCACGAGCUCCCGAAAUCACAGGAUAACCUCGUAAAAUUCUUGCGACAGAUUCUUGCAGUACCCGCGCUCGGUCACCAAGUGAAGCUGUUUCAUGGCGUUGCUAGAUUCACGGAGCGGCGACAGAGUCAGUCAGCUAUACGACUCCACACAUCGAGUCUACCACCGGAUGACUGGAUCCGUGUCGAAAGUGCAGCGACAGAAGCAGUUUUCGCAAACUCUUCAUAUCCUUGGGUACUCAACUCUAUCGAGAAUGGAUACUGGCCUGAUGUUGCUGCUUUGGUGCUAUCUCGUCUCCCGAACCUGGAAGAGUUGGAAUUAUCCAACUGGAUCUACAGCGAUGAAUCCAGCAAAGCCCUGCUUAUUCUCAACAAAAUGGCAAGCAUCUCGAAUAGUUCCGAUCAACCUUUGAGCAAUCUUCGAAGAAUUUCCAUAAACUCUUCCCAACCUGACCACGAUGUACCGAUGCAUCGGCUCCUUCAAUUUUUCAUGUUUCCUUCGCUGUCUGUGUUCGAAACAGAUGCAUGCUGUAUGCAGUUUAAUGGUGAUGAUGACUGGAUGGAGAAAGGUUACCAAUUUCCAGCAAUGAAGGAGCUACAACUUUUGCGCAGCGUUAGCGAGCCAAGCCGACUCUCCAAUUUCCUUCAACUAUUUCCCAACCUUGAGCGUCUCACUUAUGGUCACACAUGGGGUCUCCUAGCAUUUUCAAAUUUGAUUGCACCAAAUUCGUGUCAGCCAUUGCUAAUUUAA